GAGGGCAGGGAGGAGGGGGUGGAGGCCCUCAUUCCCUCCAGGGAGAGUCCCUGCUGGAGGAGGAGAGGGCCGGAGGGUGUGAGGAGCCUGGCCUGGGAUGCAGGGGCAGGUGUGAGGCGCCCCGGAUUGGCCGGUGUGUGGACCCAGCAAAGGUUCUGCGCGUGGAGCAGGGGAGAGUCAGCCGGGCAGGGGGAGCCGCCGUAGCCCAGUCCAGGAGCUCCCCAGCUGUUCAGGUAAGGAGAGACCGUGGACGUCUUAGAGGGGCGGCCCGCAGACUCCGCAGAGGAGGGUAUACCAGUAGGCCGGUUUGGUGAAGGGACAGGGGUACACACCUGGCUCGCAUGAGCAAGUGGGCGAAGAUUAACGUGUGUAGCUCUAAGUGGAUACUGAUGCCCAGUGACGGGUCAAAGCGCCUGCCUCUGUCUGAUUAUGAUGGAAAGUCUUAAGUAUCACGUUUUCUGAAAAGCUGAAAAAGAAAUCCCAUCACUUCAUUUGCACCAAAACCAUCUGGAUAAAAAGCCAGUUCAAAGAUCUUUGAUCUGUGUUGAUGUGUGUGACCCAAACAGCAGCCCUGUUUAGGUGGGUACCACCACUGUCGUCGCUUUACCCGUGAGGACGUGGUGACACCGGUCUUUGUUCGCACAGCUGGGCGGAGGCGGCACUAAGGUCUCAGUAUCUGAGGUGAGACAUUCAGAAAUCGUGGGCGCGGAAGGGCAGGGCAGGGGUUACAGGAGUCGUUCAGUCGGUGGUGCCCCGUGUGGUGGCCUGCCGUCCUCAGCCCCCUCUUCCCUCUUACUGCCGGGUUGCUUUGAUGGUGCAAGCACUUAGGAUCUCUGCAUAGGUGAGUCCUCGGUCCUCAGUCAGUGCACUUGCCCAUGAUCUUGGUAACCCAGUAUGGCAAAUGCUGGUGUCUUAGCAAUGUUCGCCUCCCUUGUAUUUGCCUUUGGGUGUGGGGAUGCUGGUGUCACUAACGGUCUGUACCUUGAAUUUGGUGCAGGGGCAUGAAGUGUGGAACGGUGUCCAGGUAUAGGAACAAGCUUGUGCAAAAACAUCCCUGGAGGCGGAACUGCGAGUGUUCAGGGAGCCUCAGGCUUUCUCUGGCUGCACAGUGAAGAAGAUUGGGGUGAGGAAAGAAGACUGUUGAUGGCUGGACUAGAUUGGUGGUUCUGGAGAUUUUUUGUGGUUGCUGAACAUAGCAGGGGAAAGAAAUCUGAGUGCCUGACUGAGAGGUCAUGACUCUAGCCAUGGCUGGAGGGACGUGGACAGGCCCUGGUUAUUGGUGCGUGGCGAAAGAUGAAGAGGCACCUUCUGAGCAGACCAUUUCUUUAGGAGUCUCCCAUGAUAGCAUUUCCAAGGCAGGUUCAUCAACCCAGAUGGCUCACCCUUGUGACAUUUGUGGCCCCAUCGUGAAAGACCUCUUACACCUGGAUGAACACCAGGAAAUAUGCCAAGGACUGAAACCUUACACCUGCGGGGCAUGUGGGAGACAGUUCUUGUUCAGUGCAAACUUUCAUCAGCAUCAGAAGCAGUACAGUGUAGAGAAACCUGUCAGAAGAGACAGAGGCAAGACCUCAUCUGGGAAGAACUGUAGGGUUUGUGAAGAACCUCACCUGUCGGGAAAGCCCUUUCUGUGUGAGGAGCAGUGGAGCCUCCAGGCCAGUCUGGGCAGUCACCAGCGACAGGCCACCCACAGCAAGAAGAAGAGGAGGACUGGGAGCAGGGAGGCCUCUCACGGCGGACAGAUGCAGUACAGCUGCAGCGAAUGCGGGAAGGCCUUCAACCGCAAAGACACGCUUGUCCAGCACCACAGAAUCCACACCGGAGAAAGGCCCUACGAGUGCAGCGAAUGCGGGAAGGCCUUCAGCCGCAAAGCCACACUUAUCCAGCACCAGAGAAUCCACACCGGAGAAAGGCCUUACGAAUGCAAAGAAUGUGGGAAAGCCUUUAGCCGCAAAGACAAUCUUACUCAGCACAAAAGAAUUCACACCGGAGAAAUGCCUUACAAGUGUAGCGAGUGUGGAAAAUACUUUAGCCAUCACUCCAACCUCAUCGUACACCAGAGAGUUCACAAUGGAGCGAGGCCUUAUAAGUGUAACAACUGUGGGAAAGUCUUCAGACACAAAUCCACACUUGUUCAGCAUGAGAGCAUCCAUACUGGAGAAAAUCCUUACGUUUGCAGUGAUUGUGGGAAAUCCUUUGGCCACAAGUACACCCUCAUUAAACACCAGAGAAUUCACACUGAGGCAAGGCCUUUUGAGUGCAUCGACUGUGGGAAAUUCUUUAGUAGAAGCUCUGACUUUAUUGCACACCAGAGAGUUCACACAGGGGAAAGGCCAUUUGUGUGCAGCAAAUGUGGGAAAGAUUUCAUCAGAACAUCCCACCUUGUUAGGCACCAAAAAGUUCACACUGGAGAAAGGCCAUACGAGUGCAACGAAUGUGGGAAAGCCUAUAGUUUAAGCUCCCACCUCAUUCGGCACCAGAAGGUUCACACUGCAGGACGGCUUUAGGAGUGCUUUCAACACAACAGGACUUGUAUGGAGAGGGGCUUUGUGAUUGCCCUUGGAGAGGAAGACACCAGUCAGAUGUUGAACCUCAUGUAUCUGAACAUUAUUAGCACUGGGGAGGGACCUUAAGGAUGCCAGGUACAGGGACACUUUCAUGGGUUGCGUUGCACUUGCAGACCUGCUCAGGUUCCUUGCCAAAUUUGCCACCCAAUGUCUGUGGCAGAAACCAUCUCAGUUCUACCAGCUUCGUUUCUGUAUGUCCUCAGGGACACCUCCAGUCUCUGGAGGAAAUUAUGAGAAUCCUGAAUUGAAUGGGGUUCCUCAUUCCCUCCCCACUGACUGGUAAAGGUGUGGACCUCACCCAUCUCUAGCCAAGAGGACCUGAGCUGUGUUCUGGAGGCUUACAGAAGAGCUUUACUUUCUUCAUGGACAUUGUUGGCCUCGUGUGGUACAUGUGACACAUUUUUCUCCGAGUCACCCCACCUGGAGAACCACUUGUCUUCUGUUGCUCUGGUCUCUGUGAUAAUAAAGACAUUAUUUAAACCAU
Messenger RNA from Prionailurus viverrinus (fishing cat), 3051 nucleotides. It is a transcript of the gene ZNF134, whose product is annotated as zinc finger protein 134. Gene Ontology annotation, biological process: negative regulation of transcription by RNA polymerase II. Lineage: Eukaryota; Metazoa; Chordata; Mammalia; Carnivora; Felidae. The record is from RefSeq and is a predicted model, not a curated record. The coding region runs from base 1233 to 2507 and encodes 424 amino acids. The transcript has 4 exons. Gene Ontology annotation, molecular function: DNA-binding transcription repressor activity, RNA polymerase II-specific.